Bombyx mandarina (wild silkworm) is the source of this 819-nucleotide messenger RNA. RefSeq names its product dynein cytoplasmic heavy chain beethoven (gene btv). The record is from RefSeq and is a predicted model, not a curated record. Gene Ontology annotation, molecular function: ATP binding; dynein intermediate chain binding; dynein light intermediate chain binding. Gene Ontology annotation, cellular component: dynein complex. Lineage: Eukaryota; Metazoa; Arthropoda; Insecta; Lepidoptera; Bombycidae. Gene Ontology annotation, biological process: microtubule-based movement.
AUGUUUUAUAUGUUCGACAAUCAAUCACUCUAUAGGGAGUGUCAGGGCUGGUGGGCCGCAGCAUGCGGUGCGGAGUUGCACGACGCCCGCCGCGCCACACGCGCCGUGCACGCCGCCCUGGCGCAACGCGCACGCAGCGGCGCGCCCCUGCACAAGGUCCCAGACGAAUGGCAGCUGCUGUGGAUCGGACCGGACGCUCCGGACGCUUACGUCAAGGAACUCUGCCAUCGAGUUCGGUCCGCGUUAGAAAGAUUUGAGACGUUGACCGACGAAAUGCCAAAAGAAGUGGACCUUCGCUCGUUCCUGCGUCCGUCGCGAGUGGUGUGGGCGCUGCUCGUGCGCGCCGCCGAGGGCCGCAACUGCUCCGUCGAUACAUUAAUGCUUGCCGCUAAGUGGAACUGUCCAGAGGAGAGCCCGGCCGGGGACAGCGUGCGGCUGCGCGGCGUGCAGCUGAGCGGGUGCGAGUGCGGCGCCGCGGGCGUGCAGCCGGCCCCGCCCCGCGCGCCGCCGCACCGCCCCGCGCCCCCGCUGCACGUGCGCUGCGUACCUACGCACGAAGACAGUAGUCUGCUGGCGGAAGGCGUGCUGGAAGUGCCCGUGUACUCGAACGAGAGCAGGGAGGAGCUCGUGUUCGAGAUGCGGGUGCCGCUCGCGAGAUCGUUCAACGCUGAAACCGCGACACUACACACGGUCGCUAUGUUCAUCGGACCGGUCGAUUGAAUAAAAUAUAACACAUUUUUCUACUUGCACAAGUUGACUUCAACGCACUCAGUAAAUGUUAAGCACUAGUAAGCGCACCACGUGUUUGAUUUUAAAUAA